UGGUUUCAUUGCUAUGCUGGCGAACGAACCGCGAAGUUCGGUCAAACUUACGCCGAAAUCGUAUCCUUCAAUUCGAACACGAAGAAGCUUUUCAUCAUGCAGUUUGAAAGGCCGGCUCUCUUCUGGAUAGCACUGGCAGCCCUCGGAUCUUUGGCUUGUGGCGAAGAAGCAAAGACAUUCCCUGGUGCCUCAGUGAUCAUUCCCGCCGUGUUACCGAUCAUCGGUACAAUCAUUCCCGCACUUCUUCCAGGCGGACCGCCUCCACCGUCCUUGCCGGGGGUUUCCGUUUCCCAUGCGACGUCCGUGGCCACGUCGGUAAGCAAUCAACCCAUCACUAUCAGCCAUAGUGGUUCGGUCUCGACCAGUGGGAACACAAAUGCUGGUGCUACUGCCACCACAGGGUCCGGGCUGAGCGCUCAGAGCAGUUCCGGGACGAGCAAGAAAUCCGCCACUACCUCGACAAUCCCUGGCAUACUGAUGAGCAGAAGGUGGCGCAAGUUUUUCCAAAACCUCGGUUGACAUCAGCGCAGCCCGUCGCAUCCGUGGCGUUCGAUCUGACGUCGCCAGUACGAGCCACGAAAAAAAGCCUUGAAUCGAUUGCACAAAAAAAUCAGCCUUUCCCCCGUUGAUAGAGUAGUCAUUUAAAUAAUUAAUGAGAAAUCCCGAAAGCCAAUGGAGGUUCUUGAGGCGCCCGAGUGCAUCCGAAAAGGAGGAUUCAUCAGAGGCCACACCACAGAGUACUAGCUGAUUCUGUGCCGAUAUGAUUCUGAAAGAGAUUGGGCAAAUCGUAGAUUUCUGAAAACGUAAGCGAUAUAAACGGCUGUAACAUCCGACAUCCGAGAAGGUAGGCAACGUAUUUCAUUAUCACAAUUUUAUUAAAAUUAGGUAAAACAUUGUUAAAAG
Molecule: messenger RNA, 903 nt
Organism: Anopheles bellator
Lineage: Eukaryota; Metazoa; Arthropoda; Insecta; Diptera; Culicidae
Exons: 3
Coding region: 97-519 (140 amino acids)
Source: RefSeq, a predicted model, not a curated record